ACGGGAGCGGCCCAAGAAAUAGAAAAAAGACAAAAAAAAAAAAAAAAGAGUCAUUAGAGAAUUUAUCUGGUAUGUGAUUGAAAAUGAUUUGGGGAAUUCUUAUAAAAUGUUUUUUUAUUAGUACCCCUAAUAUUGUAUUAGUACCGCUACAUUAUUUCAGUUACUACAGUUUAUAAACAUGGCAUUAUUAAUAUCUUAUUUGCUUUCUAUUUGUCUCCUUCAUUAGAAUAUAAGCUUCAUGGAAGUAGAGACUAUUUUUUUCACUGCUGAAUUCAACAAAUCUUCAAUUGUGCUUAGUAGGCACAUAAUAGGUACUAAAUGAAUAUUUGUUUAAUGAGUCCAAGAAUGAUAGAGGUAAGUCAUCUAUCUAAAGCAUUUCUUCUUCUGAUUCUUAUAUAAGCCAAAAGGACUGAUUCUUCGUAUUUCAUCUGGGGAAUGGACUCUGUCUUUCUACACAUAGCAAUUAAGGCUGCUCAGACCAUGGUGACAAGUAACCAAACUUUUACGGUGACAGAAUUUCUCUUCUCUGGAUUUCCCCAAAUUGAAGAUGGUAGCCUCCUCUUCUUUAUUCCUUUGUUCAUCAUCUACAUCUUCAUUGUUACGGGGAAUCUCAUUGUAUUUUUUGCAGUCAGGAUAGAUAUUCGUCUUCAUAAUCCCAUGUAUAAUUUCAUCAGCAUUUUCUCACUUCUGGAGAUCUGGUACACCACAGCCACCAUCCCUAAAAUGCUCUCCAAUCUCAUCAGUAAGAAGAGGACCAUUUCCAUUAUUGGUUGCCUCUUGCAGAUGUACUUCUUUCAUUCACUGGGAAAUUCGGAGGGAAUUUUAUUGACUGCUAUGGCCAUUGACAGGUAUGUUGCCAUCUGUAACCCUCUCCGCUACCCGACCAUUAUGACUCCCCAGCUGUGUGCUCAGCUCUCUGCAGGCUCCUGCAUCUUUGGCUUUCUUGUGUUGCUACCAGAAAUUGCAUGGAUUUCCACACUGCCAUUCUGUGGGCCCAAUCAAAUCCAUCAGCUCUUCUGCGACUUUGAACCUGUGCUACGCUUGGCUUGUACAGACACAUCCAUGAUUCUGGUUGAGGAUGUGAUCCAUGCUAUUGCCAUCAUCUUCUCUGUCUUGAUUAUUGCCGUCUCAUAUAUCAGAAUCAUCACUGUGAUCCUGAAGAUUCCCUCUGUUGAAGGUCGCCAGAAGGCCUUUUCUACCUGUGCAUCUCAUCUUGGUGUCUUUCUGAUGUUCUAUGGCAGCGUAUCCCUCAUGUACCUGCGUUUCUCUGCCACUUUCCCACCAAUUUUGGACACAAUUAUUGCACUGAUGUUUGCAGUUCUUGCUCCCUUUUUCAACCCUAUCAUCUAUAGCUUGAGAAAUAAGGAUAUGAAGAUUGCAAUUAAGAAGCUUCUCUGCCUUCAGAAAAUGUUUGAUGCAUCUGCAAGUUAAUGUCAGAUCAUAGGCAUCUCUCACUUUGGAUGUUACCCAAACAUAGUAGAUAAUAAAAUUAACAUGUAAUUCAUUUAUUAUACUGAUAUUUUCUGUUUACUUAUCCCAAUUCUUCUUUCCAUGUAAAAUUAUCCCAUUUAUGGAUUCAAUUAAGAUAUUAAGAACUAUCUGUUUAGGAGUUCCCGUGGUGGCGCAGUGG
This is a messenger RNA of Sus scrofa (pig), 1630 nucleotides long. Its product is annotated as olfactory receptor 6K3-like. Gene Ontology annotation, cellular component: membrane. Gene Ontology annotation, molecular function: olfactory receptor activity; G protein-coupled receptor activity. Gene Ontology annotation, biological process: G protein-coupled receptor signaling pathway. The record is from RefSeq and is a predicted model, not a curated record. Lineage: Eukaryota; Metazoa; Chordata; Mammalia; Artiodactyla; Suidae.